AUGGCCGGAGAGAAGGAGGCGCUGGUUGCGUGCAGCGACAAGAGUUUGGGCAUUGGGAUAACGAUUUGGGACAUAGAGAAAGGGGACGUUCUUGGACACAUUCCGACAUCGGCGUCGCCGCCUCAUGGGCUCGCCUGCUUGGCGGACCAGUGUCUCGUGGCCUCUCAGAUUAGCCGGCGAGGCUCAGUCGCCGGCGGCGUCAUCUUCAUGUGGCCUUUGGACAAGCCUCAAGCAUCAGUUCGAAGCUAUCCAAUGGAGGCCAUUGGACCAGUAGCAUGCAUGAAGAAUGGCUUCUAUCUUGCUGGUGGGGCUCCUUCUGGAAAUGCAUAUGUUUGGGAGGUCUCAACCGGGAAGUUGCUUAGAACUUGGCGUGCUCAUGCUACACCAAUAACUUGCUUGAAAUUUUCUCUUGAUGAUUCAUUUCUUAUUUCUGGCUCAGAAGAUGGCACGGUCAUUGUCUGGUCUGUGAUAUGUUUGCUGGACGAGAGAGACUGCAGGAACCUGCCAUCAAUAUUCCACCAUUCAUCAGAGCAUUCAUCUGCAAUAAGCAGCCUAUUAACAACAUCAACCAGCUCAAGCUUGAUUUUUGUAUCAAGCUCCCUUGAUGGCUCAUGCAAGGUGUGGGACCUGCUUACAGGAAGCCUAUUGCAAACUUCUGCUUUUCCAUCACCAGUAACUGCAAUUGUUCUUGAUCGAGAAGAAAACAUGUUGUUCUCUGGAGCUGCAGAUGGAAGCAUUUUCUUGAAUGCAUUUGAUGCUGGACUAAUGGAGUACGUUUCUAUUGUUUCAGAGGAUGAACCGAUUGUGCUGAAGGGACACAGUGGAGCUAUAACUGCUUUGGCAUUCUGCGGGACUGGACUGGUCUCUGCAUCGGAAGAUUGGACUGCCUGCCUUUGGGAUGUUACUAAUUAUGUAAUUAUCCGCAAAUUCAACCAUCAGAAAGGUUCCAUAUCAAAUUUGGUUGUGAUCCCCCAGUCUUCACUUCAACCUAGGAUGAAUCAUCAAAGAGCCUCUAACCAUUUCCGAGUUUCUGUGCUCGAUAAGGUUUCUAAUCCAGCAGAUUCAUACAAAGAACCCCUAAUCUCCCUACCUUCAUCUUCUUUUGGCGAAGAUCGUAACAUUGCCUAUGAAUUUCCAAGCACCGGUUUACUGAAGCAGUAUAUUCUUGACUUGGAGGAAGAAGGAUCAGCAGCUUCACUACAAAUGAGGAUGGAAAAAUGUAUAGCAAGCCAAGAAGCGGCCAUAAAAAUGGCGAAAAAUGUGAUGGAGAUGAACAGGCAGUUGCAAAUACGGUUACUGGAUAUGCUAGAGUGCCGGCUAUUGCAUCCUCCAGGCGAUGGCGGUUCAGCUGCAGUUCGAAAGAAAAAGGCAAAGACAAAGAAAUCUGGCGAUGGCGGUUCAGCUGCAGCUCAAAAGAAAAAGACAGAGAAAUCUGGCGAUCAAAGCUUGCCGGAGCAAGGGGAGGGGCAGCCGGAGCCUGCAGGUUCUUAAUCUACUUACUUCUUAUAGUUACUGCAAUCUGUCUGUUCUAUAUAUGUAGCUGAGAUGAAACUGAAGUA
Messenger RNA from Diospyros lotus (date-plum), 1559 nucleotides. Its product is annotated as protein ROOT INITIATION DEFECTIVE 3-like. The record is from RefSeq and is a predicted model, not a curated record. Gene Ontology annotation, biological process: DNA-templated DNA replication; rRNA processing. Lineage: Eukaryota; Viridiplantae; Streptophyta; Magnoliopsida; Ericales; Ebenaceae. Gene Ontology annotation, cellular component: nuclear pre-replicative complex. Bases 1 to 1491 code for a protein of 496 amino acids. Gene Ontology annotation, molecular function: protein binding. The transcript has 8 exons.